This is a messenger RNA of Spodoptera litura, 1223 nucleotides long. RefSeq names its product cyclin-dependent kinase 9-like. Lineage: Eukaryota; Metazoa; Arthropoda; Insecta; Lepidoptera; Noctuidae. The record is from RefSeq and is a predicted model, not a curated record. Gene Ontology annotation, molecular function: RNA polymerase II CTD heptapeptide repeat kinase activity; cyclin-dependent protein serine/threonine kinase activity; ATP binding. Gene Ontology annotation, biological process: protein phosphorylation. Gene Ontology annotation, cellular component: nucleus.
GGCGAUUUAGUGGCAAAUAAUAAUUUAAAUUCAAAAUAAAUAAUUACGCGUGUGUUUGUGUUAGCAAAUUACAUACAAUGAAUCCAAAAUACACUCAAGAAACAAUGAAAAAAACCACAACAACGAGAGAAGACGUAUACCAAUAUGUUUCAAGAACCCACUCCUUAGAAUCCGACGUAUCAUUUAAAUAUGAGAAAUUGGUGAAGAUCGGGCAAGGCACCUUCGGAGAGGUAUUUAAAGCUCGACCUAGCCACUCGAUUUGUAAAAGUACAAACAGUUUUGUAGCCUUAAAACGAAUAAUGACGGAUCGGGAGACAGAAGGCUUCCCGAUCACGGCACUGCGGGAGAUUAAGAUACUGCAGCAACUUGAUCACGAUAAUAUACUCAAGUUAAUUGAAGUCUGCAGUACGAGACCGUCAGCUGCCAACAAAUAUAAGGCCGAAUGUUAUUUGGUCUUAGAGUACUGCGAGCAUGAUCUGGCCGGUCUUUUAUCCCACCCGAACGUCAAAUUCUCUUUGGGCGAAACCAAAAUGGUGCUGAAGCAGUUACUGAAUUCGUUGUUCUAUCUCCAGUGCCAUAAUGUUCUGCAUAGAGACAUGAAGCCCUCGAAUGUGCUAAUCACUAAGAAUGGGAUACUGAAAUUGGCUGAUUUUGGUAUUUCGAGGACUUUUAAAGAGUCAAAGAACGGAGUAAAGAGAUUGACCAACGGAGUUACCACUCUCUGGUACAGACCUCCGGAGUUACUUUUAGGUGAGCGCAACUAUGGUCCAUCAAUCGACAUAUGGGGAGCAGGCUGCAUCAUGGCAGAAAUGUGGACCCCGACCCCCCUAAUGCAAGGAUCUACGCAGCAGCAGCAACUGACCCUCAUCUCACUGCUCUGCGGCUCCAUCACCCCUGACGUAUGGCCAGGAGUAGAGAAUCUACCGUUAUACACGAAGUUAGAACUGCCCAAAAACCAUAAGAGGACAUUGGUGGAACGCAUGCAGCGUUACGUCAAAGAUCCAGAAGCUCUGGACAUAUUAGACCAAAUGCUGCAACUGGAUCCGAACAAGAGAUGUGACGCUGAAGGAGCGUUGAAUCAUAACUUCUUCUGGACGGAUCCCAUGCCGUGUGACUUGGGGAAGUUGCUGGCUCAGCACAGAACCAGCAUGUUUGAUUACUUCCAUCGCAAGAGGAAAGCAGGUCACAAGCAGGAGAAUGGGUACCAGGAUCGCAUAUUCUGA